AUGCUUCCAAAAAUAUCCAUCAUUGGUGCAGGGCCAUCCGGCCUAGUCCUAGCUUCUCUGUUCCACCGCAGUAAAAUACCCUUCACCAUCUACGACCUCAGAUCUCGUCCCUCUCCAGGUCUUGUUAAUAUCCCAUCCGGCUCCCUAGAUCUUCACGUCGAAUCAGGGCAACGCGCACUCUCAGAAUGUGGGCUUCUCCAAGCAUUCCGGUCACUCACCGUAGAAUGUAGCGAAGAACACAUCAUCUGUAAUCGUUUUGGAGACAUAAAAUUCGAGGCACCCAAUCACAACGAAGAGCGACCUGAAAUUUCAAGAAAUAGUUUGAUCGAGUUGCUUUUGUCUUCACUGCCCGAAAAUAUCAUUCAAUGGGAACGUAAAAUCCAAUCCGUUUCUCCAAAUCCUUCAAAUCCCCACCAACAAAUCAUCACAUUCCAAAAUGGGAGUUCUCAGUCUUGUGAUUUGGUAAUUGGAGCGGAUGGAGCAUGGUCAAAGGUUCGCCCACUCUUGACGGAUGUGAAACCAUAUUUUAGUGGUGUGCAUUGGAUGACGUUAACGAUUCCAAAUAUCACCAAGAGGUUCCCAGAAAUAGCUAAGAUGAUUGGAACUGGAACCUUCUGGGCACUGGGUGGAAAGAGAUUUAUUCUGAGUCAGAGGGGCUCGAUAGAUUCAGCAAGAGUGUAUGUUGCUGUACACAACGAAGAUAUCAACUAUUGCAAUGAUGCAGGCUUGAGUUCUUUAGACCUUGAGCAGCUGAAAGAGAAAACUCUUGGCGAAUCUGGUAUCUUUGCUGAUUUUGGCAAAGGAGUCAAGGAUUUGCUUGAAAAAGGGUUGGAGGAGGAGAAAACCCCGAAGUUUCUGCAGAUGCAUAUGUUACCUACUGAUCACAUGUGGGAGCAUAAAGCCAACGCGACAUUAGUAGGAGAUGCAGCACAUCUCAUGACGCCAUUUGCAGGAGAGGGGGUCAAUUCGGCAAUGUUAGAUGCUUUAGAGUUGGCGCAAGGAAUUAUUUCGGCUGUGAAACAGGGCACUUCGAUCUCGGAUGCUGUGAGAGAGUAUGAGAUAAAGAUGUUUGUAAGGGCGAAAGAGAAUGCUGAAGAUACAUGGACUAACUUGGAGAAAAUCUUUGAGGAUAAUGCACCGAAGGCGAUAGUGGAGUGGUUCAAUAGUUUUAGUGCGCUGCCCGAGCAAGUUUGA
Molecule: messenger RNA, 1194 nt
Organism: Botrytis fragariae
Lineage: Eukaryota; Fungi; Ascomycota; Leotiomycetes; Helotiales; Sclerotiniaceae
Product: putative salicylate hydroxylase protein
Exons: 1
Coding region: 1-1194 (397 amino acids)
Molecular function (GO): FAD binding
Source: RefSeq, a predicted model, not a curated record